Hemicordylus capensis (graceful crag lizard) is the source of this 2078-nucleotide messenger RNA. RefSeq names its product dynein light chain Tctex-type family member 5 (gene DYNLT5). Gene Ontology annotation, cellular component: cytoplasmic dynein complex; cytoplasm. The coding region runs from base 355 to 888 and encodes 177 amino acids. The transcript is spliced from 5 exons. Lineage: Eukaryota; Metazoa; Chordata; Lepidosauria; Squamata; Cordylidae. Gene Ontology annotation, biological process: microtubule-based movement. The record is from RefSeq and is a predicted model, not a curated record. Gene Ontology annotation, molecular function: dynein intermediate chain binding.
GCAAUAGCCUCUGCGAUGGCGCAGAGCUGGAGACUGUAAACAGGGGAGCGCUCGACUCGAGGGAGCGGUCCCAAAGUCCCCCUUCCCGGUUCCGCGCCUGGAGAGGCGGCGAGGGCGCAGCAGCUUCUCCAGCAGCUCCUUUCACGCUCGCUCCGGCGUGGCGGGCAGGCGGCAGAUGGUUGCCCCUUCCCAGCCUCCAGCAACUCCGCACUCCUCCUCCGUCCACUUCCUGCCUGUGGGGCGGGGACAGCUUGGUGGCCGCCCUUCGCACCCGGUCAGCCUGCAGGGGCUGACUUGUAGCCCUGGAAACCAGCAACAUUGCCGGCUUUGUUGGGCUGCAUCGGGAAAGAACACAUGUCGGACACAGUGAAGGAUAAAGCAGCCCGCUUGUUAAAGAAGAGAGGCAGCAUAUCUUCUUUAGGGAGCCAUGAAGUCAAAGCGAAAGAAUUUUUUGGAAGAACUAAAGAUUCCAUGAGUACAGUGUCUUACAUGGAUGAUCCUGGCCACCAUGAUGAUAUUCCUCGUUCAACUGUUCAGAUGGAGAACACGUACAGGUUGGGUCCAACAAAAUGCUUCCCAGUGGUCACUGUGAAUAAUAUCUUGAAGGAUGUGGUCACAAGUUAUCUUCAAGAAGAAAAAUAUGAAGCAGAGUUGUGCAGACAAAUGACAAAGACCAUUUCUGAGGUAAUUAAGGCUCGGGUAAAAGACCUUAUGAUACCAAGAUACAAAAUUAUUGUAAUUAUUCAUAUUGGACAACUACAGAAGCAGAGCAUGCAGAUUGGAAGCAGGUGCCUCUGGGACACUGCCAGUGAUACAUUUUCCACAUUUUCCUUCAAAAAUAGAUCACUGUUUGCAUUGGCAAAUGUCUAUGCAGUUUACUCUGAGUAACAAUAAAAAGUUGAAUAUGAAAUCCAGCAACCCAUAUGCACAGCUCUUUUUAAUGUGGGUUUGCUAAACAACUAAAAUAGUAUUAUUCUGUUCACUAAAGUGAAUCACUUUAUUCACUAAAUAUAGUCAUUACUCUUGAUAUAGAAGGGGUUAAUACCAUUGAUACCAUUGUCACUGCUGGCUUGUUUGGUCAUGUAAACCUUCCUAGGAGAGUACUUAAUAUCCUCAGUAUCUCAUCAACGGCGUUACAAUGGUUGCAUUAAGGCCCAGCAAAUCACAUGUACAUUUUUUUAAAAAAUUGGAAUAUAUAUUCAAUUUAGUUUUUUUGUAAGUACUUAUCCAGAUGAUCUGUUCAAAGCAUGUUCCUGUUGUUUGAACACUGGAACGCAUUUUAACCUUUGUGGGACCAUGCUUAAGUUCUAGCUCAAAGGCAACGGUAUGGUGUCUAUAUCACACACAACAGAUGGGAAUAGCUGUGCUGCUGUUCUCUUAUCCCACCUUUUGAAUGCUUGAAUAUGGACUUGAGUGCAUAAGGGAGCCUCUUAAGAGUGCAUUGUUCAGGAUGUGAAAUUGAAUUGUCUGAAGACAAAAUGUGUGGAAAUCGCUUCUCAGUUUCGUUCAGACAGUAAGUUGACUAAAAUCUCAAGACUCAAGUUAAGCGCCCAAUUAAAACUGUUAAAUUCUUCAGAAUUUGCCUUUAGAUUACUCAGUUUCAGUUUGUGUGCAAUGAUAUGUAGAUUAUCUAGCCUUUUAAAAAGAUGGGGAAGUACAGUGGCUGACAUCCAGACUAAAGAAAUUGACAGAAAUUGCACCAUGAACAUAGAAUUAACAACUGUCAUUUACCAAUCCUGGGCUACUUUCUCAUUCUAAAUAUUCACCAAGUGCAUUAACAUAAUAUAAAAUUUGUCACUCUUAAUAGAUGCCACAUUAAAUAGGUCAAAUUAUGACACAUUCCUAUUUUAAUGCUAAUGUUUCUUCAUUUGUGUCCUAACAUUGAAUGUCUUGGAUCACAUAGGAUGCGUUCUGAAACCAAAGUUGAUGCAUUGUAUUGAGCAUCUGCCAAAUUGUUUGGGAUAUGGAAUGUCCUCUUCAAAAAUUUUCUUUCUCAUAUAAUUUAAUGUUGAUGUGGCUAUCCCAUUUGUUACUGGACAGGGCGCAAGAAAACAAAUGAAAAGACUUAAACAAAUGGA